Branchiostoma floridae (Florida lancelet) is the source of this 2017-nucleotide messenger RNA. Its product is annotated as somatostatin receptor type 2-like. The transcript is spliced from 8 exons. Gene Ontology annotation, biological process: neuropeptide signaling pathway. Gene Ontology annotation, cellular component: neuron projection; membrane. Bases 394 to 1680 code for a protein of 428 amino acids. The record is from RefSeq and is a predicted model, not a curated record. Gene Ontology annotation, molecular function: somatostatin receptor activity; neuropeptide binding. Lineage: Eukaryota; Metazoa; Chordata; Leptocardii; Amphioxiformes; Branchiostomatidae.
UGGGGAAAGGAAAUGACUACGGAAGCGAGAUCUUCUCAAGGCGUGGGCUAAGGAACGGCGUCCUUCACUGACAUCGCUGCAAGGUCCAAGACAUUGUCUGAAAGGUCAUAGAGACGUGCCAAGAAGAGAAACUACCCACAGGUUUAACACAAAAGAGUCGGCGAGAAGACCACAUGGUCUGUUGGGCUACAGCAGUGGCUUUUUAUCUCCGUCAAAAUUUGCAGUCAGGAUGAGGCAACCACUAUGAAGUCUCAAUACUCAAACACCGUUACCUCCUUACACAGAGUAAUGACUGCCCAAUAUAGUCCUCGUAAGUUGCACCAAUGAUAAGAUUUCAAGACUUUAUCAACCGGUCGUUCUCCAGUAUCAAGCUACAAAAUAUUAUAUAGCGUAAUGGACGCCAUGGUGGAACGUAUACUACAAGCUUGGGCUGCCAACACCACAACUGUCCUCCCCUCUCCCAACCCACUGGAUGCAGUAGCCAUGAACGAUUCCACAGAGAUAGAAGCUGCCGUAGACUCGUUCCUCGAGGACCCCACCAAUACCACAUUCUCUGUUGGAAACGACACCGGGAUGGGGUUCUUCUACCAGCCUGAAGUUGACAUCGCCAUCCCCAUCGUCUAUUCCGUGGUGUGCAUCCUGGGGCUGAUCGGGAACUCGCUCGUCAUCUCAGUCAUACUGCGGUUUGAGAAGAUGAAGACAAUCGCCAACAUCUACAUCCUUAACCUGGCCAUCGCUGAUGAGCUCUUCAUGCUGUCCCUGCCGUUCUUCGUGGUGUCCAUCCUGCUGGAGGACUGGCCGUUUGGUGACGUCAUGUGCAGGGUGGUACUGACUGUGGACGCCAUGAACAUGUUUACCAGCUGCUGCUGUAUAACGGCUAUGAGUGUAGACCGUUACCUGGCCAUCGUGCACCCCAUGAAGUCCCUCCGAUGGCGGACGCCGUGCCGUGCCAAGCUCACCUGCCUCUGCAUCUGGCUGGCCUCCUGUGCCAUCAUCUGCCCCGUGCCGUACUUUGCUGGAGUGGAGGCAUUCGUAGAUACUACGGGAUGCAUGCUGCAAUGGCCCGGUGACAGUUGGGCCCGAGCCUGGAUUGUCUACUGCAUCAUCCUGGGUUUCCUCCUGCCGGUGGUGGUCAUCACCAUCUGCUCCGUGAAGAUCGCGAAGGCUCUGGGCCGACAGGCCAACCAGCUCAUCUUCGAGGGAGACGUGAAGUUAUCCGCCUCGAGAAGACAACAGGAAGCAAGGAGAAAGCACAAGGUGACGAAGAUGAUCCUGGCGGUGAUCGUGACGUUUGUUGUCUGCUGGUUGCCAUUCUACGUCGGACAAAUCGUCAACCUUGUCGCCAAGCUGCCUCCGACCACACUACUCAUGGGAGUCUACAACUUCAUUCUCUGCUUGAGCUACGUCAACAGCUGCGUGAACCCCUUCAUCUACUUCCUGGUCAGCGACAGUUUCCGGAAGAAUGUCAAGUACAUCUGCAGUCCCCGAGGAGCCGAACUCAGCCGAACCAAUACGGAGAUGCUGAACAACAGUUUCCGCGCCACGGCUCGUAGAAGAGGCACCCUACCGGCCCAGAUCGGGCAGCACAGAAUCGACAGUCUCAACACAGCUAAGGGCCACAGCAUGCCGGACGUCAAGCGGAUAGUGAGGGCGACAGACCGCCACAAGCCAAGUGUUUGAACUCUUGAAAGCAGUCAAUAACAUACCGUAUAAGGCUUCGGUCACAAUUUCACCAGUGACCGCAGUCUGUAUAACACAAACUCCGCUGUCCAGGGCUGUAACUGGCCCCUCCCCGGGGCCGGCGGAUGUUUGGCGGGCUGCUAUAAGCGAGAUUUAAUCAGGCUAAAAUUUGUCCUGAUGGACUGGCGGGGUACCUUUAGGUGAUGUCACGCGGGUAGCUCACGGCGUCUAUUUGUUGCCGGUUCACGGGCUGAUUUUAAUUCCGAGUUUACAAAGAAAUCCGGGGCCCGGCCUGACCCAAAUAUAGCCACAGGGUGUCAAACGACGACACAUCCGA